AGGGCGCCGGCGGCCAUCUUGGGUGCAGGCGUUGGGCCUGACUGAGGAUGAGCGCCGAGGCUGCAGACCGGGAGGCGGCCACGUCGAGCCGGCCGUGCACCCCGCCGCAGACCUCCUGGUUUGAGUUCCUGCUGGAGGAGGCCCUGCUGGAGACGCAUCUGCGCAAGGCCGCGCCCGAUCCAUCCCCUGUUCAACUGAUUAUCCAGUUCUUGGAACAAGCUUCCAAACCUUCACUGAAUGAACAGAACCAGGUUCAGCCGCCCCCUGAUAACAAGAGAAACCGUAUUUUAAAACUUCUUGCUCUUAAAGUUGCUGCACAUUUAAAAUGGGACUUGGAUAUACUAGAGAGAAGCUUGUCAGUUCCUGUGCUGAAUAUGCUGCUGAAUGAACUUCUCUGCAUUAGCAAAGUUCCUCCAGGAACUAAACAUGUAGACAUGGACCUGUCCAACUUACCCCCAACCACUGCAAUGGCUAUUCUGCUGUACAACAGAUGGGCUAUAAGGACCAUUGUCCAAAGCAGUUUUCCUGUGAAACUGGUGAAACCUGGUCCACCUCAAUUAAACAUAAUGAACCAGAUACAACAGGAAAAGGAACUAACAGAAAAUAUUUUGAAAGUGUUGAAAGAGCAGGCUGCUGAUUCCAUCCUAGUGCUUGAAGCAGCACUUAAAUUAAACAAAGAUCUGUAUGUCCACACUAUAAGAACUCUGGAUUUAUUAGCCAUGGAGCCUGGUAUGGUGAAUGGGGAAACCGAGAGUUCCACAGCUGGUUUGAAAAUCAGUGCUGAAGAAAUACAGUGCCAGGUCUGUUAUGAUUUGGGUGCAAUCUACUUUCAGCAGGGUUCUACAAAUUCAACCAUCUAUGAAAAUGCCAAGGAAAAAUUUUUUAGAACCAAAGAAUUGGUUUCAAAGAUUGCUUCUUCAUCACUUCAUUGCACCAUAGAUGAGAAGAGGUUAGCUGGGUACUGUCAAGCUUGUGGAGUUCUUACCUCAUCUUCUGAUAAUGCAUCACAGCAGUCAACUCCUUACAGUCAAAUCCAUAGCUGUAUGAAAUCUGGCAACUAUCAGGAGCUAGUGAAGAUCUUCCUUGAAGAUAACUUAACUCUCAGUUUACCUAUUCAGUUCAGACACUCAGUGCUGAGAGAACUCUUCCAAAAAGCUCAACAAGGGAAUGAUGCUCUGGAUGAAAUUUGUUUCAAAGUCUGUGCAUGCAACACUGUUUGUGAUGUAAUGCAGGGUCGAAUGAUUGACAUUCAGUUCAACCAGCUGUUUCUUAAACCCAACAAAGAAAAAAUAGAUUUUCUUCUUGAGGUGUGUUCAAGGUCAAUACAUUUAGAACAUGCUUCAGAAUCUUCACAAAGAAAAAUGGCAGCUUUUCUCAGGAAUUUGUGUUUGGGUUUGGAGGAUCUUCAGCUUGUCUUUAUGAUUUCUUCUCAUGAGCUCUUCAUAACGCUCCUGAAAGAUGAUGAACGGAAGCUGCUCAUUGACCAGAUGAGGAAAAGGUCCCCUCGAAUCAAUCUGUGCACCAAACCUGUGACUUCAUUUUAUGAUAUCCCAGCAUCAGCAAGUGUCAGUAUUGGCCAGCUGGAACAUCAGCUUAUAUUAUCAGUGGAUCCUUGGAGGAUUCGUCAGAUUUUAAUUGAGUUACAUGGCAUGACUUCGGAACGCCAGUUCUGGACAGUUUCUUGCAAGUGGGAAGUACCAAAUGUUUAUGGCAACGUUAUCUUAGGAAUUAAGGACAAUUUGACCAGAGAUUUGGUCUACAUCCUGAUGGCAAAAGGGUUACACUGCAGUGCAAUUAAGGAUUUUGUCCAUGCAAAGCAGCUUUUUGCUGCUUGCCUGGAGCUCGUGACAGAGUUUUCUCCAAAGCUGCGUCAGGUCAUGCUGAAUGAAAUGCUGCUCUUGGACAUUUACACUCAUGAAGCAGGAGCAGGAGUUUCUGGAGAACGUCCUCCCUCUGAUCUGAUAAGCAGAGUCCGAGGAUAUUUGGAAAUGAGAGUACCUGAUAUUCCCCUUCGCCAGGUCAUAGCAGAAGAAUGUGUUGCCUUCUUGUUAAACUGGAGAGAGAAUGAAUACUUAACAAUGCAAGUUCCUUUACCUCUGGUCCAGACUAAUCCUUAUGUGAAGUUAGGACAGCUCUUGGCUGCUACAUGCAAAGAACUUCCAGGGCCCAAGGAAAGUAGACGGACAGCUAAAGACCUUUGGGAAGUGGUUGUGCAGAUCUGCAGUGUAUCUAACCAGCACAAGCGAGGCAAUGAUGGUAGAGUAAGCUUAAUCAAGCACAGAGAAUCUACAUUGGGCAUUAUGUACAGGAGUGAAUUACUCUCUUUUAUCAAAAAGCUACGGGAACCGUUGGUUUUGACUACGAUAUUGUCCCUGUUUGUCAAGCUUCAUAAUGUUCGGGAAGACAUUGUGAACGAUAUUGCAGCAGAGCAUAUUUCUAUUUGGCCAUCAUCUAUUCCCAACCUCCAAUCGGUGGAUUUUGAAGCGGUAGCUGUUACAGUAAAAGAGCUGGUCAAUUAUGCGCUGACUAUAAAUGCAAACAACCACUUCUGGCUAAUUAUCCAGGCAGAUAUUUAUUUUGCAACAAAUCAGUAUUCAGCGGCUCUACAUUAUUACCUUCAGGCAGGAGCAGUGUGCUCCGAUUUCUUCAAUAAAAUGGUACCACCUGAUGUAUUCACAGACCAGGUGAUAAAAAGAAUGAUAAAAUGCUGCUCUUUGCUCAACUGCCAUACCCAGGUGGCAAUUUUAUGCCAGUUCCUCAGAGAAAUAGACUAUAAAACAGCAUUUAAAGCAUUACAGGAACAAAAUAGCCAUGAUGCCAUGGAUUCCUACUAUGAGUACAUCUGGGAUGUCACCAUUUUGGAAUAUUUGACAUAUCUCCACCAUAAGAGAGGAGAGACAGACAAGAGACAGAUAGCAAUUAAAGCUAUUGGCCAGACAGAACUGAAUGCUAGCAAUCCAGAGGAAGUAUUACAACUUGCUGCACAGAGACGAAAAAAGAAGUUUCUUCAAGCAAUGGCAAAACUUUACUUUUAGUCUAAUGCUAAAAGAAUAGGAGGGUGUAGAAUGGAAAACUUCAACACUUUUAUUUUUUACUCAUUUGUUAAGAGUAUUUAAAAUUUUUAUACAAUAUUUACAGACUGUGCUCUUUCCUUUUUAGAUAUGAAAUCUUACAAUAAAAACCCUUAUUUUACAAAACUA
Molecule: messenger RNA, 3200 nt
Organism: Gavialis gangeticus (Gharial)
Lineage: Eukaryota; Metazoa; Chordata; Crocodylia; Gavialidae
Gene: INTS8
Product: integrator complex subunit 8
Exons: 27
Coding region: 48-3035 (995 amino acids)
Biological process (GO): snRNA 3'-end processing
Cellular component (GO): integrator complex
Source: RefSeq, a predicted model, not a curated record